AUGGUGCGAGUGCUCUUCGUGCAUCCCGAUUUGGGUAUCGGUGGAGCGGAACGACUAGUCGUCGAUGCUGCCCUCGCAUUGCAGAGCAAGGGCCACACGGUCAGUUUUCUAACCAACCAUCACGAUCCGAACCACUGCUUCGAUGAGACGAAGGAUGGGCGUCUGCCGGUCAUGACGGUUGGGGAUUGGCUGCCGAGGGAUAUCUUUGGAAAAUGUUAUGCCGUCUGCGCAUACAUUCGUAUGAUGUACGCAGCCUUCUACUAUAGCUUGUAUCUGUCGAAAAAGGAACCGGUGGAUGUGGUAUUCUGUGAUCUAAUUUCUUUGGGAAUACCCAUUUUCCGACUGGCACGCCCAAAUCCAAAGAUUCUGUUCUACUGCCACUACCCAGAUCAGCUGCUGUCUAAACCGGGAAGUGUUUUAAAGCAAUGCUACCGUUUGCCACUCAAUUAUCUCGAGGAGGUGACUACGGCGCAAGCGGAUGGCAUUUUGGUUAAUAGUAAAUUCACUAGCCGUGUGUUUAAAGAAACAUUCAAACGUAUUGCCACAGAUCCAGAUGUACUGUACCCGUCGUUAAAUACCCGGUUCUUCGAUGAAACCUCUAUCGAAGAUUCUGACCAUGUGGUAAAGCUACCGAAUGAUGCGUUUGUAUUCCUUUCGAUAAAUCGGUACGAACGUAAAAAGAAUCUUCCCCUCGCGUUGCACGCUUUCAAAGCACUGCAGGAAAAGGUAUCCCCUGUCGAAUGGCACAAAGUAUGCCUCAUUAUGGCCGGAGGAUACGACGAACGAGUGCUCGAAAACGUCGAGCAUUAUGACGAAUUGGAGGAGCUGGCCGAAGAUAUGCAGAUACGCUCGAAAGUACGCCUUCUGAAGUCUCCUAACGAUCGGCAGAAGCUGUUCCUUUUGCACCGUGCACAGGCGCUAAUCUACACUCCGGAAUUCGAACACUUCGGUAUCGUACCGCUGGAGGGAAUGUACCUCUCGAAACCGGUAAUUGCAGCCAACAGUGGCGGUCCAAUGGAGACCAUUAUUCACGACCAAACCGGAUUCUUAUGUGAGCCUGUUCCGAAGGAGUUUGCCACCGCAAUGGCUAAGCUGGUAAAGGAUGAUAAGCAUUGCGAGCGUAUGGGAGCAAUGGGCCGGAAACGUAUACAGCAGCGCUUUUCGUUCGAAGCCUUCAGCACCAAACUAGACAACGUAGUAAACGAUCUGAUCCAGCGGGAGGGAGAGAAGAAAAUCAAAUAGCAUAGGUGGUGCCUGCCACUGUCCACUUUACUGGCGGUCCAGGGCAUGACAAGAUUUUCGUCAACCUACCCUUGGUAUCCCGGCUGGCUGGCACUCGAGUGAGGCAACGAAAUGACUGAGCAAAUUCCGAGUCACAGUUGCAGAUGCGACUGCAAGAGUUUUAAUUUAAAUUGCGUAUCUCUGCCCACACGAAAUACUGUGGCUAUAUGUAAACGAUGGUAUCUUGAAAUACGUAGUUGUUGUGAUUGCCAGCUUCUUCCUAGUGAGAAGAAUUAGUUUCAGUAG
This is a messenger RNA of Anopheles nili, 1527 nucleotides long. RefSeq names its product alpha-1,3/1,6-mannosyltransferase ALG2 (gene Alg2). NCBI's taxonomy places the organism in Eukaryota, Metazoa, Arthropoda, Insecta, Diptera, Culicidae. Bases 1 to 1242 code for a protein of 413 amino acids. The transcript has a single exon. The record is from RefSeq and is a predicted model, not a curated record. Gene Ontology annotation, molecular function: GDP-Man:Man(1)GlcNAc(2)-PP-Dol alpha-1,3-mannosyltransferase activity; alpha-1,3-mannosyltransferase activity.